AUACUGGUUGUAAUUUGAGCCACUUGACACUCGAAGCGAAGGAAUUCAGUUUGAACAACAACCAGGAAGUUAAACAGAGGAGGGAACGUCCUCGAUGUGUUGUUGGAGCAUCUAACUCUCAGAUCUACUAAAAGCUUUUAAGGUUUUUUAAAUAACAGCGUCAACUGGAGGAGAGUUGAUCCAUCGGGUUGUGGUCAAAGGGCUUUGUUUCCAACAAGAUGGAGUUUGAUCCGGAGCGGGGAGGAGAAGCGGAAGAGCCGAAGGACAAGGUGCAGACCUUGAAGGAUCAGGUGGAUGGAGUGAAAGACAUCAUGACGCAGAACGUGGACCGGAUCCUGGCCCGAGGGGAGAGACUGGAUGACCUAAUGGGCAAGUCAGAGGACCUGCAAGCAGGGGCUCAGCACUUCAAGCAGACGUCUCAGAAAGUGGCUCGCGUCUACUGGUGGAAGAACGUGAAGCUGGUCGUGGUCAUCGUGGUGGUCGUCCUCAUCGUCGUCCUCAUCAUCGUCCUGCUGGCCACCGGAGUCAUCCCCAUCAGUAGCCCUGUGCCUCCUAUAGUCAAUCCCACCCCCAAGCCAUAAACGCACAACACACACACACACAUAAUGUACAUGCAAUCAUAAACAAACGCAUUGUUAUUGCACAGUGUGCAAAGUAAUAUAUAGACUCAAACUGCUGUCUGGUGAAAUCUUUUUUACUUCUGAGUUGGUUUCUACUGGUAACUUUCAUGCUUGUAUUGGAUUUCCAGGACGAAGGAACUUUAAUGGCUCGUGGUUUUUGAAACCCUUUAAAAACACAGUUCCAGCGUAGACAUUUUUGAAUUUGUGGGAAAUCAAAUGAGGGUGUCUGGAAGGUCUGUGGUUUUUCACCUGACAGCAGCAAAAACAAACAGUCCUUGUUCUCAAAGGACGCUACAUACCCGCUUCUCUUUGUUUAACUGGACACUUAUUUCAGUUGUCAAAGAGAAAGUCCCUUUAAUGUGUGUGUGGAAGGAAAUGAUGAAUGUGGAUUACUCAAGUAUCUUACUAGACAUUCUUUUGGUCUUGGUUGGUCUUUGUAUCAUAUGAAAGAUGCAGUUUUUAAAGGAAAUCGGGCAACGUGUUGUUUCUGCUGAUGAAUUUGGAACAAUUUUAGGUCGCGCUAUAUUUGAUAAAAUGCUGGAUUGUGUGUUGGAUAUGUAUGUUACCAUUUGUGGGCUUAACUCCUUUCAAAGUGCUUUGUAGUCAGACAAUCUAGAAAAGGUAAUUAUCCAUAGAAAUUCUUUUAAAAGUUUAUUGAAUGUGUACACUUAGCACUAUUUUAGCAGCUCCUUAUUUGUGUGGAGGGCUCAUGUUUGAAGGGUUGUUUGUAAUAGUCCACAGUCCAAGUUUAUAAAGCAAUACUGUGUUGAGUCUGAGAACGGUGAGCUCGUUUACCGCUGGCUACAACACAGAGUCCAGCAGUUCGGUUUGGGCUAUAAAAUGUAACUGAUGACGGGAUCUGAAGUGUGAAAACGACACAGCAUUUGUAGUUCUGCGUUUCUCUACUCAACAGAAAUGAGUGGUCCUUUUUAGAAGGGAAGAAAACACACAGUUGUAGAUUUGUACUCUGCAGUAACAUCUGUCUUUUUAACAUCGCGUUUCCUAACUGCGCUUUAACUCUAGAACUGUUGCAGUUCAAGUGCAUGCCUUUUUGUACUUUGAUAAAGUUCUGUUCCCACACUUCUAGUUUUUGGAGGAUCAGGCUCCUCCAGCCAACCAGCUGAGAGAGAGAGAUCAUUUACAGCCCCUCCAUGGCUCCCCCUGUUGGGUCCAUGUCAGCCAACAGACCCCCGCAGUCACAGCUUCCCACUAGGAAAACAGUCCGGAGUAAAGACUCUGUGUGUCUCACCUGCUUUUACAGAACGAGUUUAGCUUCAAAGAGGUCAAAAUGAUGCCCACUAUGAAGUGUAAAUAGUCCAGAUAGUCUCACCGUUAUGUAUAUCUGCGUCAGCCUUUGACUAAUGUGUUAACAGUUCUUUUAGAGGCUAUUUAUUUAAUGCUUUAUGUUCUAUUUUUUUAAUCAAAAAUGAACCGAUGAAGGCUGUAUGUGAUUUCUAUGCAAAUUUAAAAACAUAAAAUGGUACAGUUCAAUUAUUUUCAUUUUCUAGGAGUAGGUAUGAAAAUGAGGCUCUCCGUUGUGUUUUUAACAAGGCUCUGGGGUGCAGUAGCCCUAAUAAUCUCUUUGCCUGUCCGUACUCUCAUUCUCAACUGGGUAAUGCUGCGUGUGUUCGUGUACAGGCUCCAGCUGCAGACGGUCUUCAACUCUUUGUCAUUUUGAAAUCAACACAUUCCCAAAAACAGAUGAAAUGCCAGCAUCCUGCUCAGCUGACCUGUGAUGUACAUGAAUGUUUUGAUUAACAGGAUUAUUUAGUGGCAUUUAAUGGUUUUAAUGGUCUGCUAUGAAAUAAAUAGUAUUUUCCCUCUA
This is a messenger RNA of Anarrhichthys ocellatus (wolf-eel), 2445 nucleotides long. RefSeq names its product vesicle-associated membrane protein 8. The record is from RefSeq and is a predicted model, not a curated record. Gene Ontology annotation, biological process: vesicle-mediated transport. The coding region runs from base 219 to 581 and encodes 120 amino acids. Lineage: Eukaryota; Metazoa; Chordata; Actinopteri; Perciformes; Anarhichadidae. The transcript has 3 exons. Gene Ontology annotation, cellular component: membrane.